Molecule: messenger RNA, 3111 nt
Organism: Notodromas monacha
Lineage: Eukaryota; Metazoa; Arthropoda; Ostracoda; Podocopida; Cyprididae
Source: the annotation of a GenBank genome assembly
AUGAGUAAGAGGAAAGCGCCCGCGGAAUCUGCUGGUAAAGAUGUCAAUGGAGACAUCAUGAAUAUGCUCCAGGAGCUUUCCGAAUAUGAGAAGAACGUUAGCAGAAAUAUCCACAAGGCGAAGGCAUACCGGAAAGCGGUUGCGGAAAUCGCAUUAUUGCCGACUCGACUGAAAUCUGGAGACGAGGCGAAAGCCCUUCCGGGAAUCGGCAAGAAGAUCGGAGAGAAAAUCGACGAAUUCCUGUCCACGGGGAAACUGCGGAAGCUUGACGAUAUUAGCAAAGAUGAGACGAAUAUCGCGUUGAAAACCUUGACGCGAGUCAUGGGGAUCGGACCUGCGAAAGCCAAGGAGUUUUUCGAUAAAGGCGUCAGGACGUUGGAUGAUUUGAGAGCUCGUGAAGCCAGUUUGACUCACCAGCAACGCAUUGGUCUCAAGUAUGUGGACGAGUUUGAGGAGCGAGUGCCGAGAACAGAAGUAGCAAAGCUUGAGGAAAGGGUGAAGGAUGCUGCAAAGAGCUUGAGUGAGGAUUUGCACGCUGUUGCGUGUGGAAGCUAUAGACGUGGAGCAGAUUCGAGUGGAGACAUCGACAUUCUCCUCACGAAGACAGGCGUGGACACUGAAUCUCCGAAAGAAGUUCGGGCGGAAAUCCUCAAGAACUUUGUUCACUCCCUGGAAUCAAUCGGUUUCGUGACUGAUUGCAUCACUCUAGGCCCCUCGAAAUUUAUGGGCGUGUGCAAGUUGGACAAGAGCUCUAAACCGCGUCGCAUUGACGUCAGAUUUUUCCCUGACAACGAGUUUCACUGCGCCAAGUUGUACUUCACCGGCAGUGAUAUUUUUAAUUCACGGAUGAGGGCCAGAGCAUUGGAAAUGGGAUAUACUUUGAACGAGUAUUCUUUGCGUCCAUUUGAUCGGAGUGAUGUCGCUGGCUUUGUGCCGCAUUUCCUUAGUGAGAGUCCANUGAGGUAUGUGGACGAGUUUGAGGAGCGAGUGCCGAGAACAGAAGUAGCAAAGCUUGAGGAAAGGGUGAAGGAUGCUGCAAAGAGCUUGAGUGAGGAUUUGCACGCUGUUGCGUGUGGAAGCUAUAGACGUGGAGCAGAAUCGAGUGGAGACAUCGACAUUCUCCUCACGAAGACAGGCGUGGACACUGAAUCUCCGAAAGAAGUUCGGGCGGAAAUCCUCAAGAACUUUGUUCACUCCCUGGAAUCAAUCGGUUUCGUGACUGAUUGCAUCACUCUAGGCCCCUCGAAAUUUAUGGGCGUGUGCAAGUUGGACAAGAGCUCUAAACCGCGUCGCAUUGACGUCAGAUUUUUCCCUGACAACGAGUUUCACUGCGCCAAGUUGUACUUCACCGGCAGUGAUAUUUUUAAUUCACGGAUGAGGGCCAGAGCAUUGGAAAUGGGAUAUACUUUGAACGAGUAUUCUUUGCGUCCAUUUGAUCGGAGUGGUCUUUUGUUCAUGUAUCGAAACGGAGUGAUUUCGUUUACCGGUGUUGGAGCCGUUUCUUCAAAUCCUCCUAGAAGUCCGUCUCCGGAAGUGAUACCCCUUUCCCCGGUCAAAAAACAGACGGAGGUUGUCACCAUUGAAGAUGAGGAAGUCAUUCUGCUGGAGUCGGAAUUGCAUUCCAAUUUUACCAAAGACGAUCCUGGCGACUCUAAAAGCAUCAAUGAAGUCUCCAAGUCGAAGCGGAAAUCGUCGAGUUCCCAGAACAUAUCACCGAAUCCUCGGAAACGUCGCAAACUUGACGAAGCGUCGAAAAUUCCCGAAACUGACGGCGAUAUCGAAGUUGAAGCAAUACUGUUGUUGACUGAGUCCGAUGAAGAUGACGAGGAAGUCGUUGAAAGUGUCGGCGUCGACGUGAGAAUCAACGCUGAUGUUGAUGAUGACGAGUCUGAGGAUGACGAGGUUGAGAUGGAAACGUCUCAGACACGGGAUCACGUGUUGCAACGUCACAAAAGUGUGUUGGAAUUGAAGGAAGAGCUGAGGAAUUGUCUCUGCUUUGGUCCAACUCGUCCCGGAGAUUGGCCAUUGUCGUAUUUGGAUGAUCGACGUGCAAAAAACCCGUUUGCGAGCAAGCAGAGAAGAAGAUCCUUCGUGCCCUGCGACAAUUGCGGCAGUCGGGAUCAUAAUUACGGCGAAUGUCCUAAGCCUCCGAAACGCACUAGUUGUUAUUUCUGUGAUGAGACUGAUCAUCAAUAUGAACAGCUCAAGCGAUGCAAUAAUUUCAGGUGCUUUAAGUGUGGUCGAAGGCACCCUGGGAAAGAUUGUCUUGCAGUUUCCACUGCUUGUGGCAUUUGUGGGCUUCGAUCUCAUCUGGCCUCGAUGUGUUCGGAUCUUUGGCGACGCUUCCAUAAUACCGAAACUGAAGAAACGCCUGUGGAGCCGUCAGUCAAAACCGAUCACCACCUCUGGAACGUUCGGUCGUAUUCGAAACCAGGAAAGGUCGUGAACACGGAUUCGUCUGAUGCCGGAGAGCCGAGUACGUCUCGGGCGAGUAUUCCCGAGUUAGCCUGUGGGCACUUCGCGGCCUUCCUGCGGCAAAACGGCUGCGGCCAAACCGUUCCUCUCUCUUCGUUGAAGCAGAGGGCCCCAGUUGUUGUAAUAGCACCGUUAUUAUCGCCUCGUACCUCACUGAAAGGGAGAGACAGCAGGGAAGAAAUUCUCCCGUAUCCCGAAACGGGUUACGAAUAUCGUGAGACACCCGUGAAGCGCCGGAAGGACGCCGUUUUGCCGACGCCGGUUUGGCAAGGAGAGAGAAGCAACUUCGUCUCCCGGGGUCAACAACAUUAUCGUGGCAAUAAUAGCGGAGCAUGGAGUGACUUUAGCAGAGACAGGGUGGAAGAAUUUCUUCCGCAUUCCGAAACGGGUUACGAAUAUCGGAAUUACAGUGACGCUCCGAGAUUCGAUGGACCAGCUCAAGCCAAUUUCCGAGGCCGGGAAUAUGCUCAAGUGGACGUGAGAGGCGGUCAUCACCGCCAAGGCUCCUGGGACUCCACUGUCAAUAACUAUUACGGAUUUCAGAAUACCAACGGAUACGGAAAUCGUGGAGGAUACGGAUCCAACCCUCAGUUUCCUUCAGCUUUUUGAUCGCAAAUGAUGACGGUUUUCACUUUG